Messenger RNA from Octodon degus (degu), 1758 nucleotides. RefSeq names its product retinol dehydrogenase 5 (gene Rdh5). The transcript has 5 exons. Lineage: Eukaryota; Metazoa; Chordata; Mammalia; Rodentia; Octodontidae. The record is from RefSeq and is a predicted model, not a curated record. Bases 691 to 1647 code for a protein of 318 amino acids.
CCUUUCUCUCCUCCUCAAACCUGGUGCAGGUCCUACCAGCUAAGCAAAGGGUAAAGUUACACACAGGUCCCCAGUGAAGGUCCCAGUGGCCCCCAUGUCAGAUUCCCCAGUUCUGGACUUCAGUUUCAUGUAGAGGAAAAAUAGGCGAGCAGCAGGCUUGGUUCCAGUGCUGGCUGGCCAUUGUGCCACGUGUUCACAGUCUGUCUCAGGCUGGCACUAAGCAGUGUCAUGCGUCUGGGCUGGGUGGGAGAUUAAUUCUUGGGGGCAUUUCAGGGCUAAGAAGAGAAAGGAAUGACAGACCAAAUAUGGCCAGCAGAGGAGGGUGGCUGCCAUCCUUGACAGUUCCACCCCCUGGGAGGUGAAAGCAGGAAUAGUGAGGAACCCAGACUGAGAAAGACAGCCCAGGAGGGUGCCUGUGCAGAUCUGGCCUCUGCCAAGCCCAGCUUCAGCCCUAUGAGCUCCAGCCUCCCUGGCUCCUCCUUUGCAUCCCUCCUCCACCCCAUUCUGCAUACAUUUAACAGUCCUGGUGCCUGAGUCCACCCACUGCAGACUUCAGCCUUUGCCACAGCUAGUGUAGGAGCCCAGGAAGACCGGAAGCAAAGCCAAAGAAGCAGCUCCACAAGUCAUAACAUCAGCCUGCUUUCCCCAAAGGAGCCUAGGCUGCCACCUGCAGGUCUUUUGGGUCCAGCCAUGUGGCUGCCUGUGCUGCUGGGAGCCUUGCUUUGGGCAGGGCUGUGGUUGCUCAGAGACCGGCAGACACUGCCGGCCAGCGAUCCCUUCGUCUUUAUCACCGGCUGUGACUCAGGCUUCGGGCGCCUUCUGGCACUGCGGCUUGACCAGAGGGGCUUCCGAGUCCUGGCCAGCUGCCUGACCCCAUCCGGGGCAAAGGAACUACAGCAGAUGGCCUCGUCUCGCCUCCACACCACCCUGCUAGACAUCACUGAUCCCGAGAGUGUCCAGCAGGCAGCCAAGUGGGUGGAGACACACGUUCAGAGUGCGGGGCUUUUUGGUCUGGUGAAUAAUGCUGGUGUGGCAGGCAUCAUCGGGCCCACGCCCUGGCUGACACAGGAAGACUUCCAUCAGGUGCUGAAUGUGAAUACCCUGGGCCCCAUCAGGGUCACCCUUGCCCUGCUGCCCUUGCUGCAGCAGGCCCGGGGCCGAGUGGUCAACAUCACCAGCGUCCUGGGUCGCCUUGCAGCCAAUGGUGGGGGCUACUGUGUCUCCAAGUUCGGCCUGGAGGCCUUCUCUGACAGCCUAAGGCGGGAUGUGGCUCCUUUCGGGGUACGAGUCUCCAUCGUGGAGCCUGGCUUCUUCCGCACCCCGGUGACCAGCCUGGAGAGUCUGGAGAACACCCUGCAGGCCUGCUGGGCACGGCUAUCUCCAGCCACACGGGCCCUCUAUGGGGACACCUUCCUCUCUGCCUACCUCAGAGUACAGCGGCACGUUCUGAACAUGAUCUGUGACUCGGACCUAACCAAAGUGAGCCAGUGCCUGGAGCACGCGCUGACCGCACGCCACCCCCGAACCCGCUACAGCCCAGGCUGGGAUGCCAAGCUGCUCUGGCUGCCUGCCUCGUACCUGCCAGCCAGCCUCGUGGAUGCCGUACUCACCUGGCUCCUUCCUAAGCCAGCCCAGUCAGUGCACUGAGCUGAUCUCUCCAGCAAGAUUGCUCUUCCAAAAGCAAGGAUUUUUUACUUCUGUCUCUACCCUGGUACUGCCUGCCACAUCGCACAAAACAGGCAUUCAAAAUAAAUGUAU